AUGAAAAAAGUUUUCUUGCAGUUGGAGUCUGCCGAGAUAUGGAAGCCAGAUCUACAGCACCUCUUUCAUUAUCCAAAGCAUGGCGGCUACGACAGAACAAAAGAAGCUCUUAUUCCGUAUAUUGAAACAUUUUUUGGUGCGAAAGUGGCUAAGGAAAAUCUGAUAUUUUCGGCUAGUUGCACAGCUCUAUACGAUAUGUUGGCCUUCUGCAUAUGUGAUCCUGGAGGUAUUAUACUCGUGAUCCUUACAAUCCAAAAAUGGAAAUCGAAGAACUGCAAAGAACAUUCAAUGAAAAUGUGUCUAAGGCACAAUUUAUACGUGAUAAUUGAUGAGAUUUUUGCUUCAUCAAUUCAUUGUAAUGAAGAGAAAUUUGACAGUGUUUUAAAAUUCCGAAAAUCACUGAACAAAUUCGAAAAUAUCAUUUGGAUAUGGGGACUCAGUAAGGAUUUAUGCAUGCCAGGAGCAAAGUUGGCAGUAACACAUUGUGAAAACAAGAAAAUAUUGGAGUGUUUAGAGCGCUUAGAAAUAUUUCAACCUUCCGCUCCAGUAGUGCAAGAUUUUUUCGUCAACUUAUUCAGCGACUUAGGCAAGUUCUUUGUUCAGUUGAUCAAUUGGCUGAAAUCGUUUCAAAAGAGAAAUGUCGAAAGGCUGCGCGAGCAUUACGAACUCACCAAAAUGGCUCUCGAUAAAAUGGGCAUCCCACUGGUGCCCGCAACUGCAGGCUUUUUUGUCUAUUGCAACUUCUCGGAAUAUCUUAGCGAAGAUACGUUCACGGCAGAAGUGGAUUUCUAUCGAAAACUCUGCGAUGAAGGAGUAUAUCUUAGUUUGGGCAGAUAUUUCGCUGACCCGAAACCAGGCUGGAUGAGACUUGUAUUCUCCGUUGACAAACCACAACUUCUUGAAGGUCCGUUACCACUACUGUUGAUGAUUUUACACAUUUGA
Anisakis simplex (herring worm) is the source of this 942-nucleotide messenger RNA. Lineage: Eukaryota; Metazoa; Nematoda; Chromadorea; Rhabditida; Anisakidae. The record is from the annotation of a GenBank genome assembly.